Molecule: messenger RNA, 2365 nt
Organism: Nilaparvata lugens (brown planthopper)
Lineage: Eukaryota; Metazoa; Arthropoda; Insecta; Hemiptera; Delphacidae
Product: DNA polymerase delta subunit 3
Exons: 9
Coding region: 394-1809 (471 amino acids)
Biological process (GO): DNA strand elongation involved in DNA replication; DNA synthesis involved in UV-damage excision repair; nucleotide-excision repair, DNA gap filling
Cellular component (GO): nucleus; delta DNA polymerase complex
Molecular function (GO): DNA-directed DNA polymerase activity
Source: RefSeq, a predicted model, not a curated record
UGUUGAAAUUAAAGAUUGUAAAAUAUUCCAUGAAAUUACUGAAAUUUCAUCCCUCAAGAUCCAAAUAUGAUAAUUUUGUUCGUUUGUAUUGAUCUUCUUAUUAAGAUUUAAAUUUCUGCAUUAGAAAUUAUAUUUUAUACAUCAUAAACAUGGGUUUUAGGGCACUCUAUGCUCUCAACCUCAUUCAUUCUUCAACCCGGGAAGUGCGACAUUUUAGCAUUUCUUUUUAGGUUAUGUGAUUUUGUGAUGUGUGAAGUUGCAUCAAGAGUGAAUAAUAAUUCUAAUAUUUGUUGUAAUUGUUUAUUGAAAUCAAAUUCGUUUAAAUUAUUCUGUUCAACUACUUGAUCUCACCCUUACACGCUGUAACUACAAGAAUCUUUAUGCCUAUUCAAAAUGUCUGACGUACAGGAAUGGAUGGAUUGUUUGGAUAGAUACAUUGUUGAGGAGGAUAAAAUCGUUACAUACAAAUGGCUAAGCAUCAAAUUGAAAAUUCAUGUCAACACAUCGAAAAAGCUAUUGUACAGCUAUGCAAACACUCACGACAAAGAAAAUCUGGGUAUAUGCUAUCUCAUAGCUGGAGAAAUGGAGGAUGGGAGCUGUCAUGUUAUGAUUUGCCGUAAAAAAGAUCUUUCGAAAACAAAGGCGUUAUUCAAAAAUGUGACAUCUCAGCAUGUGUACAGCGUUCAAAAGCGAGAUACCGAUGCUGAUUUGAAUGUGAUCCUCAACAGUCCAGUCAAGAGAAUAGAAGAAUGCAUUGAGGAUUUCAAAAGGUUAACAUCUAUAGAAUACUCGGAGAGUGUUGUUAGAGAUAACACAGAUUUACAGAAACUGAAAAUGAAAGCCCUAUUAGCGAGCAAAGAAGCUGUACCGUCCAUAAGUAAACCUGCUGCUUCAGAUGAUAAGAAGCAAAUAAAAACUGAAAAAGAGAAUCAUCCAAGCAAUAACACCAGUAAGGAGACUAAAAAGGAAAAUGUCAGCGGUAAAAAAGGUGGCUUGGCUGCCAUGUUUGCUGCUCAGAAAGAAGUCAAAACUGAAGUCAAGAAACCCGCACCUCAACAGAGUAAGCCGAAAGGAGGACUGAGUAUGUUUUUGAAUAGUGAGAAAAAGAAUGAUGUUGCGAAGUCGAGUAAAAUCAAACAAGAUCUGUCGCCGAAAAAAGAUAAACCAUCAGAAGAGUCGUCACAAACAAUGGAAGUCGAUUUGACAAGUGACGAGGAAAAAGAAAGCAAAAAGGCCGAUUCCAAAAAGGACACUAAAAAUAAAACAAAGACAACACAAAGUAAGAGGAAGAGGAAGGAAAAAUCGGAAGACAAACAGAAAAAGAAGAGAAAGAGGAUUAUGACCGUGAGUGACUCAGAAUCAAAUGAUGAGGACAAUGAGGAGGAGGAGAGAUUGGAUGACUCACCACUGAGAGAGCCGACACCCCCGCCUCCUCCCAUCAGUGACGACGAAGUUGAAGCUGAGCCCAUCGCAGGUAAAAAGGCCAAAAAGAAAAAGCUGGUGGAGAGCACAUUCAUGGAUGAUGAAGGUUUCUUAGUGACCAAAAAGGAGUACAAGAUGGUGAGCGACAGUGAUGACGAAGUUGAGACAGAGAAAGUAAACAAAUCGGAAAAAGAUUCGCAAAAACUGGGAGAUGAGACCGCCAAGGUAGAUGAAAAGAGAGCGCCAGCCAAAGAUCCUCCAAAACCCUCUGCGUCCAAAAAAGAAUCGAAACCUCUACCAUCAAAAAGUAAAAUCUCUCCGAAAUCAAAAAUGUCGCCUCAGAAAAACAAGCAGGCUUCUAUUACUAGUUUCUUCACUAAGAAAUAAGAGUAUAAAUUUAUUUGUAAUUUUCUGGUAUUCCAUUAAUUUUGAUCAGAUUUAAAACAUAAUUUGUAUGUAGCAUAUUUUCCUUCAAUGGACACUAUUAAUACUGUAUCAUUAUAUAUUAUAACUAUAGCAUUGUUGGAGAAUAUAUCUUCAGUACAAUCCACUUUUUGAUUUAUAUUGAUCUGAUAUGUAUAUUAUGUUAUGUUUUUGUAUGCCUUUUCUAUCGAAAAAUACCUAUUAUUUACGUGUCAUAAUUUCUCGUGAACAAGAGGUGAAUAUUAUUUGAUCUAUGCUUGUAUUCUUAUUGUUCAAGUUUAUUUCGCAAUUUUUAUCAAUAUUUAAUUAAAUUUUAUUGAGCUAAAACACUUUUUUCAAAGACUAUUUUACUUUUUUCAUUGUUUUGACUGGACAGUGAACUUUGUAAUUUUCUUUCAUGUAUAAAACUAUGUAAACCGUUUCUGGAAGUUGAAAUAUUAUUGUGAUUCAAGUUUUAUUGGUUAUUCAUAUAACUCCUUUCAGAGUUGGCUACUUUUAAUAAAAAAUAUUGAAAAAUGAA